Plasmodium gonderi is the source of this 705-nucleotide messenger RNA. RefSeq lists its product as hypothetical. The transcript has a single exon. Bases 1 to 705 code for a protein of 234 amino acids. The record is from RefSeq and is a predicted model, not a curated record. Lineage: Eukaryota; Apicomplexa; Aconoidasida; Haemosporida; Plasmodiidae.
AUGACUGGGAGAAAAGCGAAAAAGCUGCGUUACCUGGAUUCGAAGGGGAUACUUUACUCUAACGGGAUAACAUACGAAGGAGGUGAGAAAUACUUGAAUGAACAGAACAAGGAAGAUUAUAGUUUUGUGAAAAAUUAUGGGGAAUUGCAAAUUUUGCUCAGAAAAGAAGAACAACAAUAUGAAUUUCUAAAAAAUCAGCUGAACUUGCUGCAAAAACAGAGGGACUUAUUGCAGUGGCAUAUUUGCAACAAUGUUAAAAAGCUAAGUAUGAAGAGAAGCGAAAAUAAAUUCAAAGAACAAUGUAAAUGUAAAUUGGAAGAAAAGUUGAAGCUAUUCAAAGAUAAAACAAAAAUUCAUAAGUUUGAACAUGACACACUGGAAGAAGACGUUAAUAAAAUGGAACAACAACUGGAUUAUAAAAUAAAACAUAAGGCCAAUGUAGAAACGAAAUUUAACAAAUGGAUGGAUAAGAAAAAUGAAUAUUUAAAAGACUUAACCUACGAAAGGAGGAACGCAUUUAGGGAGAGGAACAACAGACAAAACCAACUGAAAAAAUUAUUACUAGUAGUGAAGCAGGAGGAAAACAAGAACUACAAUAUGGACUACCUCAAGAAGUGUGAAAUUAACCUAAUGAAUGAAUUAAGUAAUCACAAGAAUUAUAAGAAGUUUGACACAAGCCUGGCUAUAACUCCAGGAUUGCUUUAA